GUUGCCGAAUAGUCUAGAAAUAUUCCGUAUCUAGAAAGGUGCUGUUGAAAUUUUAUUCGAUAUUCGAUGUGAGUUUCGAGUUUGAGUUGCCCAGAUAAAUCAGAGAUAUUUAGUCGACCCUGGCACCAGAUUGCUUUGAAAUUUAUACUAAUAUUUCUGUGUGCUUAAUCCUUUCGUUAAAACGGCAAAAUAUCGCAAAAGAUUUGAAGUAAGAAUAACCUUAAAAUAAGCGCUCCUGGAAAUUUUCGUCAGCUGUCCGUCGAUUACAGCAUCAUCUAAGAUGGCCAAAUGGGGUGAAGGUGAUCCUCGCUGGAUCGUCGAAGAGCGACCAGAUGCAACGAACGUAAACAAUUGGCAUUGGACGGAGAAAAAUGCAACACCCUGGUCGCAAGACAAACUAAAACUGCUGUUAAAAGAUUUUGUCAUAAGUAAAUCGGGACAGGAAUGUAAAAUUGUCGAUAUAGAAAAAUUGGACGGUGAAGCUACCGCAAAUAAUCGGAAAGGAAAGCUAAUAUUCUUCUACGAGUGGAAUAUCGUCCUCAAAUGGGCAGGAGUGGUGGACGACGAGGAUGUAACUGGAAAAGUGACUAUUCCGAAUCUCUCUGAGGAGAACGAUAUCGAUGAGGUGGAACUGACAGUUUCAGUAGACACAUCGAACAAUGCCUCGGAGAAGCUGAAAGUGUUCAUGUACAAUGUCGGACGUGAUAAGCUGCGGAAACAGCUUGCCACGUAUGUGGAAACGCUGAAGAGGGACUUCGCUAAAGGUCUAAUUUUGCCGAAGAAAGGCGAAGAGCAGAAUGGCAUUCCGGUCUUGAAACCGGAUAAAGAGACUGUUUUUGCCAGUGGAUUCAAUAAGCAAAAAAUCGAAUUGCAGACUGUGACUAGCGGGACUAAGCAGACGGGACUUAAGCUAGACGUUAAAACUUUAGAAACCGUAGAACGAUUUCAAUGUCGGGCUCAUGAGCUGUACGAUGCUCUUACGCGAACUGACAUGGUAACCGCCUUCACCAGGGGUCAUGUUAAGUUGGAUCUCUUCAAGGGAGGAGAGUUUGUCUUGUUUGGUGGCAAUGUUAGCGGAACAUAUAGCGAUAUCGUUCCUAAUAAGAAAAUAACACAAACAUGGCGGUUGAAGCAAUGGCCUGCAGGACAUUAUUCAAAUGUAGUGAUGGAGUUAGAGGAGUUGGAGGAUCACACGGAGCUGAAGUUGACACAAACGAUGAUUCCGGCAGCGGAAUUCGAAGCAACGAAAACUAAUUGGAGCCGCUAUUAUUGGGACAGUAUUCGAUCUGCGUUCGGAUUCGGUAGCUUUUUGUAUUAACAGCAGCAGGAUCCUAGCGAACGCCCAGGAGCGAACAUAAAGGUAUUCUCCGUCGUACCGUGAUUAUCUAUAGCUUUUCCAUACUCUGGCUCUGUGAAUGUAUACAUAAUAAUUGAACAAUAGAUACAAAGUUUAAACCGCGUUCUACACGAGAAAAUUAAAAACAAAAAUUUGAAUGUUUCAAGUCAUCUAAAUUAUUUCUAUAGGACAAAUAUCAAGUUCUCUGCUUUUUUUGUUUCGAUUAAUUAAAUAUUUGGUAUUCCUGCAGUAGUUUUUUUCCGGAGGUUAUACGUAUUUGUUUGCAUCGAGAAGAGUGUCAAAAUUGUGUUACGAGAAGGUUACUGUUUGAAAAAUAGUACCGUUUAGCAGGUCACAAUUGGCAGUAAAUCACAGUUUCUUGGAAAACCGAACCAGGCAUAACUAUGCAUAGUUUGCACAAACGCACUUUAUUGCGUUAUCUGUAGACUAGCACUAAAUAGAAAUUAAAUAAAAAAUAC
Sabethes cyaneus is the source of this 1815-nucleotide messenger RNA. RefSeq names its product activator of 90 kDa heat shock protein ATPase homolog 1. The record is from RefSeq and is a predicted model, not a curated record. The coding region runs from base 281 to 1318 and encodes 345 amino acids. Gene Ontology annotation, molecular function: protein-folding chaperone binding; ATPase activator activity. Gene Ontology annotation, cellular component: cytosol. The transcript is spliced from 3 exons. Gene Ontology annotation, biological process: protein folding; positive regulation of ATP-dependent activity. Lineage: Eukaryota; Metazoa; Arthropoda; Insecta; Diptera; Culicidae.